AUGGUACGACAAUCACAGAGUAUGUAUGAUAGGCAUUUAACCAUCUUUUCUCCUGAUGGAAAUCUUUAUCAAAUAGAAUAUGCUAUAAAAGCAGUUAAAAACACCAACAUAACAUCCUUAGGUGUAAAGGGAGAAAAUUGCGCUGUCAUUAUUUCUCAAAAGAAAAUGGCAACACAAUAUAUAACUCAAGAUAAGUUAUUAGAUUAUAAUAAUAUAACAAAUAUAUAUAAUAUAUCUGAUGAAAUUGGAUGUUCCAUGGUUGGUAUGCCUGGAGAUUGUCUUAGUAUGGUUUAUAAAGCAAGAUCCGAGGCUUCUGAAUAUUUAUAUAAUAAUGGAUACAAUUUAAAUGUUGAAACAUUAUGUAGAAAUAUUUGCGAUAAAAUUCAAGUAUUUACCCAACAUGCUUAUAUGAGAUUACACGCUUGCAGUGGAAUACUCAUUGGAAUGAAUGAAGAGAAUAAACCUGAACUUUAUAAAUUUGAUCCAGCAGGUUUUUGUGCUGGGUAUAGAGCAUGUGUUAUUGGAAACAAAGAACAAGAAAGCAUAAGUAUUUUAGAAAGAUUAUUGGAGAAGAGAAAAAAGAAAAUACAACAAGACACAUUAGAAGAAGACAUACAAAAUACUAUUAUACUAGCCAUUGAAGCAUUACAAGCCAUUCUUGCUUUUGAUUUAAAAGCUAAUGAAAUUGAAAUGGCUAUAGUGUCAAAAAACAAUCCAAAUUUCGUUCAACUAAGUGAAAAAGAAAUAGACAAUUACUUAACUUUUAUCGCAGAAAGAGAUUAA
Molecule: messenger RNA, 783 nt
Organism: Plasmodium vinckei vinckei
Lineage: Eukaryota; Apicomplexa; Aconoidasida; Haemosporida; Plasmodiidae
Product: proteasome subunit alpha type-6, putative
Exons: 3
Coding region: 1-783 (260 amino acids)
Biological process (GO): ubiquitin-dependent protein catabolic process
Cellular component (GO): nucleus; proteasome core complex, alpha-subunit complex; proteasome core complex
Source: RefSeq, a predicted model, not a curated record